AAUACCCAUUGUUAGAUUCUACAUCGGUGGUUUUUACUAAAUCUGUCAGAGGUGUUCGUGUGCUUUACACCGGGUCCAGAGUUUAAAAGUCCUGUUAAACAUUUAUGCAGUCACUGAUCAUGAAAGGCUCAAAGGAAGCUGUGCAGACUGCUGCCAAGGAGUUCCUCCAGUUCGCGAACAAAGGAGUGUCUCCAUACCACGUGGUUGAGGAGUGUAAGUCUCGUCUGCUGGGGGCUGGCUUUACUGAGCUGAGGGAGACUGAGCAGUGGAACAUCAAUCCUGCCAGUAAGUACUUUGUGACCCGUAACUACUCCUCCAUCAUCGCAUUUGCUGUGGGCGGACAUUUCCAGCCAGGCAAUGGCUUCACUAUGAUUGGAGCACACACAGAGCCCUGCCUGAGGAUUAAGCCACGGUCCAAGAAGACCAAACAGGGCUGUCUGCAGGUCGGGGUGGAGUGCUGGGGAGGAAUCUGGAACACCUGGUUCGACCGUGAUCUGACCAUCGCCGGUCGUGUUAUGGUCAAGACUGGAGAUAAGCUGGUCCAUCGUCUGGUGCACGUGCCCCGGCCGAUCAUGAGGAUCCCCCACCUGGCCAUCCACCUCCAGAGAGACAUCAACGACUCCUUCGGCCCCAACAAGGAGAACCACCUAGUGCCCAUCCUAGCCACUGCUGUGCAGGAGGAGUUGGAGACUGGCUGCUGUUCCACUGGGGAUGCCUGCAAUGCCACCACUGUUGCAGAGAAACACCACCCGGCCCUGGUCAAGGUGCUGUGUUCAGAGCUGGGCGUUCAGCCUGAGGCCCUGCUGGACUUUGAGCUGUGUCUGGCUGACACUCAGCCAGGGGCAAUUGGAGGUGUGUUUGAAGAGUUCAUCUACUCCCCCCGUCUGGACAACCUCCACAGCUGCUACUGUGCCCUGCAGGCUCUGAUGGACUCCUGCAGCCCUGGAGACUCUUUGGCCAAAGACCCCAACAUCAGGAUGGUGACUCUGUUUGACAAUGAAGAGGUGGGGUCAGAGAGCGCCCAGGGGGCGGCGUCCAACCUGACAGAGCUGAUCCUGAGUCGUCUGUCCUCCUCCCCCACCAACCUCACAGCCUUCCAGCAGGCGGUGCCACGCUCCUUCAUGAUCAGCGCCGACAUGGCCCACGCCCUGCACCCAAACUACCAAGAGAAGCAUGAUGAAAACCACAGACCAGCCUUCCACAAGGGUCCUGUAAUUAAAUUCAACAGUAACCAGCGCUACGCCACGACAGCUGUGACAGCCUCCAUCUUGAGAGAAAUCGGCAGUCGUGUUGGCGUGCCUCUUCAGGAUGUGAUGGUGCGUAACGACAGCCCCUGUGGGACCACCAUCGGCCCCAUCCUGUCUUCCCGCCUGGGGAUCCCCGUGCUGGACAUCGGUGCCCCCCAGCUGGCCAUGCACUCCAUCAGGGAGAUGUGCUGCACCACAGGAGUGCUCCAGUCUACCACCCUAUUCAAGGGCUUCUUUGAGCUCUUCCCCACUGUGAGAGACAUGGUGACUGUGGACUAGCCUGGGCACAAGGACACAACGUGGACAGACGGACAGACAGAAGGAGAGACAGAUGUCCUCCUCUGGUUCUCUCUAUACCCUGUAUUCUUUGUAUACUCACAUGGCACACAGUGCUACAGCAGAACCUAUUGCACACAUUCAGAGGCAAGGAAAGUUCCUUCAAAUGAUGUUUCUGAUGAACUGAAAUGGUUUAUAAAAUAAUAAAUCUUUAAUCUACA
Messenger RNA from Coregonus clupeaformis (lake whitefish), 1744 nucleotides. Its product is annotated as aspartyl aminopeptidase. Gene Ontology annotation, biological process: proteolysis. The record is from RefSeq and is a predicted model, not a curated record. Lineage: Eukaryota; Metazoa; Chordata; Actinopteri; Salmoniformes; Salmonidae. Gene Ontology annotation, molecular function: zinc ion binding; aminopeptidase activity.